Frankliniella occidentalis (western flower thrips) is the source of this 1937-nucleotide messenger RNA. RefSeq names its product serine protease gd-like. The coding region runs from base 124 to 1713 and encodes 529 amino acids. The record is from RefSeq and is a predicted model, not a curated record. NCBI's taxonomy places the organism in Eukaryota, Metazoa, Arthropoda, Insecta, Thysanoptera, Thripidae. Gene Ontology annotation, biological process: proteolysis. The transcript is spliced from 5 exons. Gene Ontology annotation, molecular function: serine-type endopeptidase activity.
GAGAAAGCACAGGCAGCCUACGUACGGGUCGGCUUGUGUUGUGGGACUCGCGGAGACCUAAACGCGCUCCCGCAGGAGCUGUCCUGGAGGACAUUUUAUUAAAGGGACGGCUACAGUUCCAGGAUGCUGAGCCUGGGCGCGCUGUCGGCCUGCUUGUGGUGCUGCGGCCUGGUGCAGACCGCGCCCGCCCCUGGCUCGCUGAGCCGCCCCCGCUCCAUGGGGGUGCCCAUGUCGCCGUGCCCGUCCGUGUUCCGGUACGAGCGGCGCGGCGGUGGCUGGGCCGGGGUGGUGACGGUGCCCACGCCCCCGACGGACAUGCCGCUCGUGCUGCGCGUCGACCUCACCAUCGCGGCCGCGCUCACCACGAAGUACGCCGGCACGCUGCAGCUGCAGGAGGGGCGGCGCGCGCUGCUGGCGCGCCUGGCCGCGGGGGACCGCCGGCCCGUGCGCUACCUGCUCCGCUUCCCCGCCAACAUGCCCCUGCCCACCGUCACGCGCGUCCACGCCAUGGGGCAGAACCUGUGCCGCAGGGCCGCGGCCGGCGGCGGGGCGGUGGGCGUGCGGGAGCCCGGGGUGACCACCACCAUCAGCCUGGAGCACUCGGUGCGGCCCGAGCGCGUGGUGGAUGACGCCCAGGCGCCGCCCGCCACUGGCAGCAGCAGCACGCCCAGCACGGCUCGACCACCCGGCACCGUGCAGCUCUUCGUGCAGAACGACAGCACCCCGGAAGCGCCGUUGCAGGGCGCCAGCACCGCGGAGACCACCAGUGAAGACAGCGACGACGACGACCAGGUGUGCGGACGGCCAGUGCACCACCGGCUGCUCGUGGCCGGGGGCGGCGCCUCCAACCCCGGGGACUGGCCAUGGCUAAGCGCCGUGUUCGUGUCCACGUCCCUCGGCCUGGAGUACCACUGCGCCGGCAGCCUCGUGUCGGCGGGCCACGUCCUGACGGCGGCGCACUGCGUCCACCGCCACAACCCCGAGGCCCUGCUCGUCUACCUGGGCCGCCACAAUGUGCGCAAGUGGACCGAGCCGCAGGCGCAGGCCAGAGAGGUGGCGGCGGUGCACGUGCACCCAGACCACCAGGCCGCCAACUACACGGCGGACGUGGCGGUGCUGCAGCUGUCGGAGCGCGUGGCGUACGACUGGUUCGUGCGGCCCGUGUGCAUCGACUGGACGGGGCCCGAGGCGCUGGGCGAGGUGGUGGGCCGCGUGGGCACGGUGGUGGGCUGGGGCCGCGACGAGCACGGGCACGCGCUCAGCUCCGAGCCGCGCGCCGCAAGCCUCCCCAUCGUGUCGCAGGAGGCCUGCCUGCGCAGCAGGACCGAGUUCCUGCAUGUCACUUCGGAGCGCACGUUCUGCGCCGGCUUCAGAAAUGGCUCCGGCCCCUGCAACGGCGACAGCGGCGGCGGGCUGGUGCUGCCCGGGCCCGUGGACCCGGCGCAAGCAGGCUCCGCGGGCGCGGCCGGCCCCUGGUUCCUCCGCGGCGUCGUCUCCCUGUCGCUGAUGGACGGCGAGAGGCGGACGUGCGACCUGAGGCACUACGUCGUCUUCACGGACGUAGCCAAGUUCCGCGGCUGGCUGUCCGGCCUCAUCAGAGCUCCACGCCGAGCGGUCAGGCCGCCGCCUGGCUCCACCAAGCAGGUCGAGGUGGAGACGCAGACAGACCUGGAUGACCAGCCCAUCUGGGACUCGGAUCCCCUGCCGAACUGAUGACCAUGGACCCGUCGGUGGCAAGAGAAGGGCGUGACAUGUUUCCGCUUUGGAAGUAACCUUGAUGUGAUAGACUUAAAUAGACUGAAGGAAAUUACUACCGGUGAAUAUAGUGCGUAGUGCCGACGGCUGACUUGUGAUGCAUUCCACUUAGACUGCAAUAUACCAUAAAAAGGCGACUCCUUGUGUAAAAGAAACUGAUUAGACUGUGAGGUAUGUACUAA